Aspergillus luchuensis is the source of this 1860-nucleotide messenger RNA. RefSeq lists its product as uncharacterized. The coding region runs from base 1 to 1860 and encodes 619 amino acids. NCBI's taxonomy places the organism in Eukaryota, Fungi, Ascomycota, Eurotiomycetes, Eurotiales, Aspergillaceae. The transcript has 3 exons. The record is from RefSeq and is a predicted model, not a curated record.
AUGGGGUCUGGUGACACUGCUCUACGAGGGAAAUAUAUUCCAUUUCAUACACUAAACGAUGACGACAAGUCAGCCGAUUACUCGCACAGAACGUCUCGUUCCUUAUCCCGCAGCUUGAAGCAUCUAAUCCCGAUUGUCUUGAUUUAUUGUUCUCUACUCAUCUUCUCAUGGACCGUGACGUGCAUCCUCACCCACCGGCCUCUCCUCUAUCAUCAUUCAACGCCAACAUGGGAAAGCGCGCGGCAGCUGACCUGCGCGUCCCAGACGGUCCUGGGGGUCACCGACUCUGACGCAAAUGCGACAUUCUCCUGCAGCCAGAGAGAAGCGACAAAAGUAACUCUCACCGCAGCCGUCAUCGCUGCUACACGUCGCUGGAGAUUGGCCGCCCGGGUCGUUAACUCAGUCAUGGCGGUGCUGACCAUUCCAUUCUCUUCAUUUAUUGCCGCCCGCGCCGCCAUAGUGUACGGCCAGGCCGCUGGCAAUAAGCGGGCAUUCAGCCUCCGGAAAUUGCUAGCGGUAGCUGAUCGAGGAUGGUGGAAUCCCUUCAUCCUUGCCCGCCUGUUUUCUGCUGGAGGUCGGCGGCGACUGGGCAGUCCGCUCCUAUAUUAUGCAUUCCUCGUCUGCGCUUUAGGUGGUCUAAAUUGGCCGUUGCAGCAGUUGCUCGUGUCAGAGGUGACCAUAUUGGUUGAGAGUUUACCCUCCAAGGUCACGCCGCUGGUUUCUGACGCCGACAUCACCGGAUUGUCUCAAGUGAAGUCCAUCGAGACGGUUGGGGAUACGAGAUCAUUGAUCAACUACGCUACUCAGUACGACUCUCGGCCAAAUAUCUGGCGGACACCCGAUUCAGUCUGCAAUUCAUCCAUGAGCUGGGCAUAUUCCUGCGUGAGUAACUCGAACCAAGGCGGAAUUGCUACGCAGUUCUAUCCCCUCCGCGGUAACAGUUCAUUUGUCUCCAUCCCCGUCAACUCGGUCACAACGGGAAUAAUAAGCGAUCAUGCCUUUCGGUUCAAUACGUCCGUCGCCUCAGAAGAGGUAUCGGAAGAGAGCUAUCCCGACAGCUGCGGUGGACCAGGGUCUUUCUCCGCAUCAACGCUUGCGAACCUGUCAGGUCUGGAUGCUUCCUAUAACGUCCCAAUCUCCGCAGAUGGUAUGAUGGAGGUAAAGGUGUGCGCGCUGGGAGACUCGCAGAGUUUUCCAUGGAAUCUCACUCGGAACCGCCAGGACAUUGCGGAAGAAGCAUACAUUCACUUCAAUUCAAUCGCCAUGAGCUUCCUCACCAACGGAUCUCGGAUAGCCAGCUGGACACAGCGCAUUCGUGCGAAUACGACCGCGGGGUACUUCAUGCUCCCUAACUACAUGAACAACUACCAAACGGGUCCCUUGUUGGAGACGUUCAAUCUUGCAACUAGUUUUGAUCCAGAGAAUUUUAUCGUUGACCAGGAGGAGAGUAUGGAUGUGCGAGCCUUAAAUAACUCACAUGUUCUAGGAUAUGGUUAUCCCGACCCCACGCCUGUCAGCUCACCAGCUCUUGGGCCUUUGCUCACAGCCACCAAGGCCCUCUUCGGCCCGUCCACGUUCUUCGCCAAUCGUGCUAAUUCGACACCGACUCACCGAACAUUACUUCCUUGUCGUUGGACGAGUGCUCCGAGCCUAUUCCGUUUACUUACCUCUCAAAUACUAAUACUGAAGAUACUACCUCCUGGCGAUACGCGACUCUCAAGCCCUGUGCAUCAGACACCAACUCCACUUACUUCAACGACCUGGCUGCCUGGCUUGGUCAGCUCUUUGCAAACUACGACAACCCCCAGACAACGUCUGUCUUUACCCAGGGCGCCUUCUUUGCCAAUAAGGCCAACCUAG